Myotis daubentonii (Daubenton's bat) is the source of this 4168-nucleotide messenger RNA. RefSeq names its product toll like receptor 6 (gene TLR6). Gene Ontology annotation, biological process: cellular response to diacyl bacterial lipopeptide; toll-like receptor signaling pathway; immune response. Lineage: Eukaryota; Metazoa; Chordata; Mammalia; Chiroptera; Vespertilionidae. The record is from RefSeq and is a predicted model, not a curated record. Gene Ontology annotation, cellular component: Toll-like receptor 2-Toll-like receptor 6 protein complex; plasma membrane. Gene Ontology annotation, molecular function: lipopeptide binding; transmembrane signaling receptor activity; Toll-like receptor 2 binding.
CUAAGCUCAGAUUUGAUGGGGGAAAGGAAGGAGAGAGUACAGGAUGGAUAUAAAUGAGGUGGGAAAGGGGCCCCCUGGAAGAAAAGAGGGCAGCAAGGAGAAAAGCCGUUCUCACCCUCAGGUCUGCGGGUUGCCUGAGGCGUUCUGGAGUUCAAGAGACAUGGAUUUUAAAAGCCACCUGUUGGUAUCCCUCAAGAUGUUUAGGAUUUGGAUGCAUAUCAAGAUGCUCUGAAGAACAGUGACAGCCCUUCGGGGGAUAGCCGCUUCAACAUCAUGACCAAGGACAAAGAACCCAUUGCCAGGAGCUUUCAUUUUGUUUGCAUGAUAACCUUAAUAUUUGGAACCAUAAUCCAGUUCUCUGCUGAAAGUGAAUUUGCAGUAAAUGAGUCAAACAAAGGCCUUACUCAUGUUCCAAAAGGCCUGCCACCCAAAACCAUAGUCUUAGAUAUGUCUCAAAAUUACAUAUCUGAGCUUCACCUCUCUGACAUCAGCUUUCUUUCGGGACUCAGAGUUUUGAGGCUUUCCCAUAAUAGGCUCCAGUACCUUGAUAUUAGUAUUUUCAAGUUCAACCAGGAUUUGGAAUACUUGGAUUUAUCGCACAAUCAGUUGCAGAAGAUAUCCUGCCAUGCUGUCACCAGUCUCAAGCAUUUAGACCUCUCAUUCAAUGACUUCGAUGCCCUGCCCAUCUGUGAGGAAUUUGGCAACUUGACUCAUCUGAAUUUCUUGGGAUUAAGUGCUAAACAUUUACAACAAUCAGAUCUGCUACCAGUUGCUCACUUGCAUCUAAGUGGCAUCCUUCUGGAGUUGGAAGAUUAUUAUGUGAAAGAACAUGAGACAGAAAGUCUUCAAAUUCUGAAUACAAAAACACUUCACUUCAUUUUUCACCCAAAUAAUUUCUUCUCUGUACAAGCAAACAUAUCAGUUAGUAAUGUAGGGUGUUUACAACUGAGUAAUAUUAGACUGAAGGAUGAGAACUGUCACAUUUUAAUUACAUUUUUAUCAGAACUAACUAGAGGUCCAAACUUAUUAAAUAUUACCUUCAACCAUGUGGAAACAACUUGGAAAUGUUUGGUUAGAGUUUUUCAAUUCCUUUGGCCCAAACCUGUAGAAUAUCUCAAUAUUUACAAUGCAACAAUAGUUGAAAAGAUUGAUAAGGAAGAUUUUACGUAUUCUGAAACAUCACUGAAAGCGUUGAAAAUUGAACAUAUUACAAACAAAGUUUUUCUUUUUUCACAGACAGUAUUAUACACUGUGCUUUCUGAGAUGAACAUUAUGAUGUUAACCAUAUCAGACACACCUUUUAUACACAUGCUUUGUCCUCAAGCACCAAGCACAUUUAAGUUUUUAAACUUUACCCAGAAUGUUUUCACAGAUAGUAUUUUCCAAGAAUGCUCCACUUUAGUUAGAUUGGAGACACUAAUCUUACAAAAGAAUGAAUUAAAAGACCUUUUCAAAGUAAGUCUCAUGACUAAGGAUAUGCCAUCUUUGGAAAUGCUGGAUGUGAGCUGGAAUUCUUUGGAAUAUGAUGGACGUGACAGAAAUUGCACUUGGGCUGAGAGUAUAGAGGUGUUAAAUUUAUCUUCAAAUAUACUCACUGACUCUGUUUUCAGAUGUUUACCUCCCAGGCUCAGGGUUCUUGAUCUUCACAGUAAUAGAAUAACAAGUAUCCCUGAAAAAGUCAUCCGUCUGGAAGCGUUGCAAGAACUCAAUGUUGCUUCCAAUUCUUUAGCCCACCUUCCUGGAUGUGAUUCCUUCAGCAGCCUCUCUGUACUGAUCAUUGACUAUAAUUCAGUUUCCAACCCAUCAGCUCAUUUCUUCCAGAGCUGCCAGAAGAUUAGGUCCAUAAAUGCAGGAAACAAUCCAUUCCAAUGUACAUGUGAGCUCAGAGAAUUUAUCCGAAGUAUAGGCCAAGUUUCCAGUGAAGUGGUAGAGGGUUGGCCUGACUCUUAUAAGUGUGACUAUCCAGAAAGCUAUAAGGGAACCCUACUAAAGGACUUUCAUGUGUCUCCAUUAUCCUGCAACACAGCUCUGCUGAUUGCCACCAUUGGGGUCACUGGGCUGGUGUUGGCUGUCGCCGUGACUGUCCUCUGUGUCUAUUUCGAUCUGCCCUGGUAUCUCAGGAUGGUGUGUCAGUGGACCCAGACCCGACACAGGGCCAGGAACACAUCUUUACACGAACUCCAAAGAGCUCUUCAGUUCCAUGCCUUUAUUUCGUACAGUGAACACGAUUCUGCCUGGGUGAAGAAUGAAUUACUACCAAACCUAGAAAAAGAAGAUAUACGGAUUUGUCUGCAUGAGAGAAACUUUGUUCCUGGCAAGAGCAUUGUGGAAAAUAUCAUAAACUGUAUUGAGAAAAGUUACAAGUCCAUCUUCGUUUUGUCUCCCAACUUUGUUCAGAGCGAGUGGUGCCAUUAUGAACUCUACUUUGCCCACCACAAUCUCUUUCAUGAAGGAUCUAAUAACUUAAUCCUGAUCUUGCUGGACCCCAUUCCAAAGAACAGCAUUCCCGGCAAGUAUCACAAGCUGAAGGCCCUCAUGGCACAACGAACUUAUUUGGAAUGGCCGAAGGAGAAGAGCAAACAUGGACUUUUUUGGGCUAACAUCAGAGCUGCUUUUAAUGUGAAAUUAACACUAACCACUGAAAACAAUGACGUGAAAACUUAAAAAAAAAAAAAAAGGCCAGGAAACCUAACUUAGGAAACCAUCAUAAACAUGGGUCCUAUGAACACCCUGGUAUUAAGUUAUUAGGUGCUCGCAUCAUCUCUAUGUGUUCAAGAAAGACUUCACGCCUGGCUGACAUGGCUCAGCGGUUGAGCGUAGACCUAUGAGCCAGGAGGUCACAGUUCGAUUCCCAGUCAGGGCACAUGCCCGAGUUGCAGACUUGAUCCCCAGUAGGGGGCAUGUAGGAGGCAGCUGAUCAAUGAUUCUCUCAUCAUUGCUGUUUCUCUCUCCCUCUCCCUUCCUCUCUGAAAUCAAUAAAAAUAUAGUUAAAAAAAGAAAAGAAAGACUUAACAACAGCCAUGUUUCAAUUGAGUUGGGGAGCAGGCUGGGGCUGAGGUGGUGCUCAAACCUGCUGAUUAUGAUGCCAGAUAGCUCAGUCUCCUCUGGUUUUACCAUUGUGUUACAAAUCAAAACUGUCUCAUUUAAGUAAAUGCUCAGUCAUUCAAGGAUCUUUCCUUUCCUCCCUCUGUCAAAUGGAUUCUGUGUGAGCAGGAGUUUAUAGAACUUCCUGGCAGCAUGGAAUGAGUCAACCUCACAGCGGUAUGCAGUGGUCCUUGGGGUGCCCUGUGCAUGCUCAUUGGCUUCUGGGUGAACUUUGUUUUCCUGUUCAACUUUAGAACUUGAAAAAAAUUAUGCUGGUUAUGGAAAAUAGAGACACCAUUUUCAUCACAUCUGAAUAAUCAUUUGUUAAAUUUUUGACCUAGCUACACAGAUAUGCAGUAGUUUGUGUAUAUAAAGGGAACUAUAGCCUUAGUCAUAGGCUGUUGAGGCUAAAGACAUGGGUUUUACCUGCUUGCCAAAAAAACUCAGAGCCAAAUUUAUUUGUAACUGUUAAUUGCAUAGGACAUUUUGGUGCUUUAAAAUUUUGGAGAAUGCUUCAAAGCUUACAAAAGGUACAUUUUAAACAGAAACAGCUCUACCCUUACGACCUCACAUAAUCUUAAUUGCCUCUUUAAAGUCUCUAUCUCCAAAUAUAGUCAUACUGGAGGCCAGAUGCACAAAAAUUCAUGCAAAAGUAGGCCUUCCUUCCCCCGGCUGCCGGCACCAGCUUCCCUCUGGCACCUGGGACCUGGGCUUCACUCUGGCCCUGGCUUCAUCCAGAAGGAUGUCUGAAAUGACACCUGGAAGGACAUUUGGUCUAAUUAGCAUAUUACUCUUUUAUUAUUAUAGAUUCUAAGGAACCAAGGGGUUAGGGCUUCAACAUAUAAAUUUUGGAGAGGACACAAUUCAGUCCAUAACAGAUGACUAUGCAGAUAAAUUGAAAAAUGGUGACAGUGAUUUUUAGUUUUACCAGUAUCCUUCUCCCUUUAUUUAUUAAAUAUAUUUUUAUUGUUGAUAGUAUUACAGAUAUCUCCCAUCCCCCCUUCCUCCCCUCCUCCCAGCCCUUACUACCUUAUUGCCCAUGUCCAUGGGCUAUGCAUAUCAACACUAAUAAAAGAGAAAAAUG